Molecule: messenger RNA, 6130 nt
Organism: Tachysurus fulvidraco (yellow catfish)
Lineage: Eukaryota; Metazoa; Chordata; Actinopteri; Siluriformes; Bagridae
Gene: suz12a
Product: SUZ12 polycomb repressive complex 2 subunit a
Exons: 16
Coding region: 437-2377 (646 amino acids)
Cellular component (GO): ESC/E(Z) complex; nucleus
Molecular function (GO): chromatin DNA binding
Source: RefSeq, a predicted model, not a curated record
UGGGACCGAGCCACAUCGUGUUCGCAAGCGCUGCGCCGAGUUGGGCGGGAUUCAAGACGCCACCAAGUUUUAUAUUUUUAACGAAAUGUUUUGAAUUAAUAAUUUAUCGUAUCUAUAUAUAAAGGCAGUAAGAAAAACCCCAGGGUGCUUGAAUAGCCUGCUUUCGGAAACACGGUGUUGUUGAAUUGUUUAAAAAUCGCCCACAGUGUAAACAGAGAAUUUGGCAUCUACCUGCGUUUAAACCUGAAUAAACGCUAAACAAAGCGAACGCGGAAAAACAUCUCUGUAACAUUAUUCCUUUGAUCAUUGUCUAACGCGGCUACCAUGGAGACGAGCGCGUGCUGGCGGAAACACUGUCACCACUAGAGCGCUGCCUUUUGUUCAGAGGAGUUUGUGUUGGAUUCUGUCACAGUGUCGGUGUUUCUGAGCAGGGAUAAUGGCACCUCACAAGCCCGGCUCGGAUCCCUACAGAUCCGCAAAAACACACGCCAGCAGCCUGGGCAUGAGCGCUGCCAGGAGACCCAGAAUGGAGCAUCUCCAAGCGGAUCACGAGCUCUUCUUACAGGCCUUCGAGAAACCAACUCAGAUAUACCGAUUCCUUAGAACGAGGAACCUCAUUGCUCCCAUUUUUCUGCACAGGACCCUCACGUACAUGUCCCACCGCAACUCACGAACUAGCGGCAAAAGGAAACAAUUCAGUGUGGAAGAUCUGCUCUUCAAGGUGGAGAGGAUGAAGACUGAGCAAGAGGCACACAACUUGGCGUCACACCUGCAGCUCACCUUCACUGGAUUCUUCCAUAAAGUUGAUAAGACACAGAACUGUGAAAAUGAGGAGAGCUCUGUUUCACUGGAGGUGUUACUCAUUAAAGUGUGUCAUAAGAAGAGGAAGGAUGUGAGUUGCCCCAUAAAACAGGUGCCUACUGGGAAGAAACAGGUGCCGUUGAACCCGCGAGUAAAGACGGGGACGUGGCCGACCAUCACGGUGACCAAUCAGGAGUUUGAGCCCAGUAACAGCCACAUGGUGAAAUCUUACUCACUGCUCUUCAGGGUCACAUGUUCUGCAGGGAGGGAGAUCAGCACCCGAGACAACAACGUUGAUGAGAUACCUGGCAGGAAGAAGCGUUACUCUUCUCACCAAGAUGACGGAGAGACAACAUUUGUAGCACAGAUGACCGUGUUUGAUAAGAACAGGCGUCUGCAGUUGCUGGACGGUGAAUACGAGGUGUCAAUGCAAGAGAUGGAGGAGUGUCCCGUCAGCAAGAAACGAGCCACGUGGGAAACCAUUGUGGAUGGGAAGUGGGUUCCUCCGUUCGACACGUUCUCUCACGGCCCGACUUUGCAGUUCACGCUCCGCUGGACAGGCGAGGAAAGUGACCUCACGACGCCGCCGGUGACUCGACCGCUCGCUACACGCAACACACACACUGGCGGCAGCGAGAACCAGAGGACUAACACACCUAAACCGUCACAAACAGUAGCAGUUAAAGAUCCUGUAAGCUCAGAUGCACUGUUGCGGAAAGAGCAGCUUCAUGUUGAGCCUCGGCAGAAACUCCGUGUUUAUUAUCAGUUCUUGUAUAACAAUAACACGCGGCAGCAGACGGAGGCUCGAGAUGACCUGCACUGUCCCUGGUGUACGCUUAACUGCCGCAAACUUUACAGCCUCCUCAAACACCUCAAACUGUCUCACAGCCGCUUCAUCUUCAACUACGUGGAUCACCCUAAAGGAGCUCAGAUUGACGUGUCAGUGAACGAGUGUUACGAUGGAUCCUAUGUUGGAAAUCCUCACGACCUGCACUGCCAGCCAGGCUUCGCCUUCAGUCGCAACGGCCCUGUUAAACGCACCUGUGUCACACACAUCCUUGUAUGCAGGCCAAGGCGCACAAAGCCGAGUCUCUCCGAGUUCUCCGAGUGUGACGAGGUUCCACUGGAGCAGAGGAGGCCUCUAGUGAGUGGCCAUAACCGCCUUUACUUCCACAGUGACAGCUGCACGCCUCUGCGUCCUCACGAGAUGGAGGUGGACAGUGAGGACGAGAAAGACCCUGAGUGGCUGAGGGAGAAAACGGUCAUGCAAAUCGAUGAGUUUACUGAUGUCAACGAAGGGGAGAAGGAGGUGAUGAAACUGUGGAACCUUCAUGUUAUGAAACAUGGAUUUAUAGCUGAUAAUCAGAUGACUCAGGCCUGCAUGCUGUUUGUGGAGAACUUCGGCUCUGUGCUCGUGGAGAAGAGCCUGUGCCGCAACUUCCUGCUGCAUUUGGUCAGCAUGCACGACUUCGGGCUGGUGAGCACACAGACCAUCGACAGGGCCAUGGCUCGCCUGCGCCAGUGUAAACCGGCGGGGAAUAACAACAACGCAGAACUGGCAGUGGAACACGCCUGAAACCUGGCAGGACAAAAACUUUAGAUAAACUUUCUCAGACCACAAAACCUGCCAGACCUCUGGAUGCCAGAUCAUUAGUUUUAACAGAUCCGCUGAUUCAUUGGAGAUAAAGAACAACGCCGUGCUUUGAAAUAAACAUGGGUGCUAUUUUUGUACCUUUUUCUUUUUUUUUUUUUUUUUGGGGCGCCAAUUUUUUGAUGGAAAUAUUUUUAAUAUAUUUUAAACAGCGUGACAAGUGGGGGUAAGACCUGGCCAAUUUGGCGACUUUUAUUAUUAUUAGUUUUUUUGUUAGCUGUUUUGUAUAAUUAUUUUGUCUGAUGCUAUUGAAACUGUGUGUACGUUGUGCGAUGUGACAAAAAAUUGUCCUGGUAGUAAAUCCGGGGUUCAACAAGGGAUGGGCUUGUGUUAAAUUCGCUUACAUAUCAUGAUGUUGCCUCUUUUUAGCUCAGUGUCCAGAUGAGCAUCAAAUCCUGCUGUGUAGUAAACUAUAUAAAAGGAGCAAACUGACUACCUGAACACAACACUGCACAAACAUUAGUAGCAUGUUGAGUACCUAGCUAGCGACUUUGCACAGUAGCUAGCAAUAGACAAAAUCACUAGCAUGCUCGCUAGUGGGAAAGUCUUUCUGCCUAGCUGGAGGUUGAGCCAAAGAUGUAAACAGGAAUUUAGUGAAGAAGUCAUGAUCUAGCUUUGUAAUUGGCAAAUUUAGUUCAAGCCCCAUCCUUGAUGAUCGGUCAAUACAUCACAAACAAAAUUAAAUUUUUGGGAAAAUUGGAAGACGUGUGGGUGUGGGUGGGUGUGUGUGUGUGUGUGUGUGUGUGUGUGUGUGUGUGUGUGUGUGUGUGUGCUGGAGUGAGGGGUCUUGUUUAACUGAUUAAUAAAUGAAUAAAUACAAUGUGAACAGGGGCAUCAUUUCCUAAUAGUCCGAAUAGUUACGUUUGACAAAUGUUGUGGCUUUUUUAUUUGAAAGGAUGUUGCUACUGGUUGAUAAUUUGCUUUCUGUGAUUGCUAAAGAAAUGUGAGAGAAGCUCAUCAUAAUUCAGGGUAAUGCAAAAAAAAAGUGGUCGUCUCCCUGUAGUGGUGUCCGAGCUGGAGGUCUGCAUCAGGACCUGAACAAAAUCUUAUGAAGCUUCCACAGUAAACAAUGUUGUUGUUUUUUUUCUUCAACACUGUGAAGUAUAGGAUUUUAACCAGCGUCCUGACCUGCAGCAGGCUAAAAUAUUGAGCUGUUGAACAUUUCAUAUGAGGUACAUGUUUAAAAUCAGGCAGGUGUUGCACAUGCGUAGUACAAGUCAAAGAUGUGGCACAGAAAGACUGAUUGAUUUGUUUUACUUUUUAAUCAUGGAGUUGGUAAAUCUCUUACCCUUGACCUAGACAUGUCUGUUAGUCAGUUCAAAAGAGGAGGAUGUAUUCUCGGUUCUCUUGUAAAUGACUGACUUAGCUUGUUAAUUAACACAUUCUCACACCACACUGUGGUUACAAGGUGCUGAAACUGAAGUGUGAAUGUCUGUAACUGUUGCACUGAAACCAAGUGGUACAUAACUGGGCAUGUGCCGGUAAUCGAUACACCUUAUAAUCAUAUAAUCUAUGAUGCCGUGAAAUAUCUGCAUGAACUCUCUCUCUCGCUUUCCGUUUGGAGUAUAUUUUCCUUUUUUGUGCUGUCAUUGGCUAGCUUUUUUCUAACUGACCUACCUAGCUAGGUAGGAGUCAUAUAUGCGGUCUGUCAGCAUUGCGUUAUAGGAGUUAGUUAAACGUAACUACACCUUUCAUCCUUUUACCCUUCUCACCAGUUCCUAGCUUGAAUACCAAAUAAGAGUUAGCGCUUGUUGCAAAAAAAUAAAUAAAUAAAACAGCACAAGUUCACUUGCUAGGUCUCGGUUUCAAGUUGCUAAUUGUGACCAAUUUUUUCACACGCUCUAAUUAGCUUAACGGUGUAGGAUUUUAAACUGAGAUGAUGAGCGCUAAUGAAUGCUAGUUACUUGGCUGCACUUUCUGGUAGUCUAGCAUUUAAAGAUGUUGGGCAUCUAUCACAACCAUACCUGGUGAAUAACACCAUUUAGAAUUGUUCUCCAGUUAGAGUUGCUCAGCUAGCACAAGUACAGCUUUUUGUUGAAAAUUUAAGUCUACUUGAAGGUGGUGUUCUGAGGUAAAAAUGAAGGCUGGCCAGUAAUAAUAAUGGCUAAAGCUAAACAUUUUGAUACGACAAUUAAAUAUCGGCACAUGCCUAAAGCGCGUGUGCGUGCGCGCGCACACACACACCUGUACAUAUAUACAUACAGUACAGGGUAACACAGCCUUGUGAGCAGGGGGACACCUUGUAGAAAUGUUUACACUUGGUUAAUAAGUACUUUAUGCAGGAUGCAGUCUUUGUGUGGAUAUUUUAGUCGUGUGGGGUGGUUUUUUUUUUGUUUUGUUUUUUAACAAAUUAGGAAUGCACUGAUACAUAUUAUUUUUAUUUUAUUAUUUUUAAGUUUGAUGCUCGUUUCUGCACAUUUAAAUUGAGUGGCAAUAGUGUAGCAUAAAUACAGGACUUGCUUAAACUGUUGUUUAUGCCCUAUUAUAGUUACAUUCCAGUAUGUGUAAUGUGUGCGCAUCAUGAGAAGCACAGAUCUGUUGAAACAUGGAAAAGUCCUAGCCAAUGACAGCUAGAGGUAAACAUCAUAUCACUGUAGCAUGCAAGAAAAUGAAGAGUGGAUCAGAUCAGAUCCUGUCCGAUGUCUUUGUUCCAUGUCAGAUCAGUGCAUCUGUAGUGAGAAGUGCAGGGUUUUUUUUUUGUUUUUGUUUUUUUCUAUUUCUGUUUUAAAUAGCAGUUUGUUUUUCUUUCCUGCUGAUUGUUUUGAUUUGUUUCCAAUGUAUUUGUGUUGUUUUACUUUGCUUUAACCAAAAUGCAGUGAUGCGCAGGUGCUGUUAAUCAGGUCGACGAUACAAUCACAAUAUUCUGUGACAAUACAUGUACAAUCUAAAUAUUCUUUCCAAUUGUCUUAAAAAAUCCUUAUUUUGGAUCAAUUUCAAGCCUAGUUUUUAGCAGAGAAGGCUGUUCCGUAUUUUACUUUAGACUGAAAAAAAACACAGACUCGAUGCUCCUGGUGCAGUUAAACUAGUGAUCAUUUCACAAACCCUGAUACAUUUGGAAUCUUGUAUGAUCUUAAGUAAACUCUGCCCACAAAGGAAGCAUUUUCAGAACAUGCAUACAAGACAGACAACAAGACCCAUGUGAUCUUAAUUUUAUUUUGUUUUUAAUUACAGUUUUUUAAAUGUUCAUGCUGUGUUCAAAAAAAUUCUUACUGCUAUAAUUAACAUAAGCACAGGAGCUCUCCAGUUUAGUGCACGCUAAAUAUCACUAUUUUGUUGUGGAGCUGAUUAGCGGCACAUAGCUCUACUGUACACUUGGGGAACAGAUGCAAAAAGUAAAUAAAAAAGGAUUAUAUCUCAUGAGAAGGAUGAGGUUUUUUCGAUGAUGUCGACUUCAUAUACCAAAGGGAGCGAAGCUACUGUAGUUCUUUGAAAUGCUUUGCAUCCAUUUUUGAAGCUUUGGCUUUACUUUUUUUUUUUGCUGGAUCUGUGCAGGAGUUCUUAAGUUCUGGACUGUAACUUGACCAGUUAAAAACAUUUUUCAGACAAGUGUUGUUUGCACAAGAUACAGUUGGCCAUGGGGGGAUGUAUAAAGAGCCAGCUUGUUGGUGCUUUAGUUCAAAAAGAGUUGUUUUGUUUUCUAUUUAAAAAAAAAAUAAAGGAUUUUUUCAUUGCCAAUAA